Manduca sexta (tobacco hornworm) is the source of this 875-nucleotide messenger RNA. Its product is annotated as probable 39S ribosomal protein L49, mitochondrial. Lineage: Eukaryota; Metazoa; Arthropoda; Insecta; Lepidoptera; Sphingidae. Gene Ontology annotation, cellular component: ribosome; mitochondrial large ribosomal subunit. Gene Ontology annotation, molecular function: structural constituent of ribosome. Gene Ontology annotation, biological process: translation. The coding region runs from base 252 to 833 and encodes 193 amino acids. The record is from RefSeq and is a predicted model, not a curated record. The transcript is spliced from 2 exons.
CACCUCUGCAAUGUCCUCACAAAAUACUCACAAUUUAUCCCAAGGAACCUCCAAAAACCACAAUAAACAGUUAUUUAGAUACACAAUGCACCAUAAUAUGCGAAAAAGUUCAAUAUAAACACGCGAUUAAACUUAGAAAACGAUUUUUGAAAAGCACGAAUGUCUGCAGGCGUCCGCCAUAAUGUUUCCUUCGAAACGAAUAAUAUAGUUCUUAUUGCUCUUGUAGCAAUUCGCUCUAUUCGCUAUUCAAAAUGGCGACGGUGUGGCGAACACAGUGCGCGUUUGCGCGGCUUUUUGCUGGAAAAACUGGACAAAUCCUGAACAACGCAACUUAUUUGGGUACAAAACUGACCCCGGGAUCACAAUCGGUGCUGGUAUCAAAGAAAUACUCAAAUUAUGCGCAUUCUCCGUUUGUCACGAGAAUAAAGGAGCAGUACGACUAUGAAAUCAUCAAGAAGCCCCAGGAAUGGGAAUAUGUUGAAAGACUUUUGCCGUUUGAGACGCUACCCAAAGUUACCCUGAAAGACAGCUAUCCAUCAGGCUGGGUCCCGCCAAAAGAAGAGGCGCUUAACAAUCCUUAUUUCGUCCGAAGGAAUAAAUACUCCGAUUUGCCUAUAUUUUUGAAUAUAUCACAUAGAGGAAUGCGUAAAAUAUCUUCUAUCAAGAAGAUCGAGGGCGACAUCUGGAAAAUGAAUGAUGAACUCAAGGCGUACUUGAAGAUGAAGAAUAACAAGUUCGUACAGACGAGGGUUCAUGAAGUGGGAAGAUUCAUAGAAACCAAAGGAGACUAUGUGAACGAUAUAAAAGAAUGGGCACUAGCUAAAGGUUUCUAAAAAAAUUAUGUAGAUUUGAUUGAAUAAAUUUUGUUUAGAAUA